Penicilliopsis zonata CBS 506.65 is the source of this 1747-nucleotide messenger RNA. RefSeq lists its product as hypothetical. The transcript has 3 exons. Gene Ontology annotation, cellular component: spliceosomal complex. The record is from RefSeq and is a predicted model, not a curated record. Lineage: Eukaryota; Fungi; Ascomycota; Eurotiomycetes; Eurotiales; Aspergillaceae. Gene Ontology annotation, biological process: mRNA splicing, via spliceosome. The coding region runs from base 41 to 1747 and encodes 568 amino acids.
ACCAUAAUAACUACCAUCCAUUCAGAAGCCCUGUCUCGCCAUGGCGUCCAUCGCAGCGGGACUGUUUAAAUCUCUACCCAAGCCCAAAUACACGGGCGAAGAUGAGGAGGUGCCUCAACAUGCCCAGCCGCGUGGACCGCGGAUUCUGGGCGCUGACCAGCUUGAUGAGACGCAGAUUGUUUUGAGGAGAACUGGCCCUCCUCCCUACGGAAACCGCACUGGAUGGCGCCCGCGAGCCCCCGAAGACUUUGGCGACGGGGGAGCCUUCCCCGAGAUCCUAGUUGCGCAGUACCCGCUGGACAUGGGGCGGAAGGGAACCUCUAGCACGUCGAACGCGCUGGCGGUGCAGGUCGAUGCAGAGGGGAAGGUGCAGUACGAUGCGAUCGCGCGUCGGGGCCACAGCGAGAACAGGAUUGUGCACGCCUCGUUCAAGGACCUGAUCCCGCUGCGCCAGCGGGUUGACAUGGGAGAGGUGUCCCUCGACCGGCCAUCCGAGGAGGAGGUGGCGGAGCAGAUGGAGAAGACGAAAAACGCGCUCGCCAGCCUGGUCGAGGGGGCUGUCGCGGCGCAGAAGCCCAAGAACGUCAAGGGCGGCCGCCGGGCGGAGCCGACCUUUGUCCGGUACACGCCUGCCAACCAGAUGGGCGACAACAGCCGCAAGAACGACCGGAUUAUGAAGAUUGUCGAGCGUCAGCAGGACCCGAUGGAACCGCCCAAAUUCAAGCACAAGAAGAUCCCUCGGGGCCCGCCGUCGCCCCCGCCGCCCGUCAUGCACUCGCCGCCUCGAAAGCUUACGGCCGAAGACCAGGAGGCGUGGAAGAUCCCGCCACCGGUGUCCAACUGGAAGAACCCCAAGGGUUACACUGUCCCAUUAGAUAAGCGAUUGGCCGCCGACGGCCGUGGCCUGCAGGACGUGACGAUCAAUGAUAAGUUUGCCCAAUUCGCCGAAGCCCUCUUCACUGCCGACCGUCAUGCCCGUGAGGAAGUCCGGCUGCGAGCACAGAUGCAGCAGAAGUUGGCGGAGAAGGAGAAGGCACGCAAGGAGGAACAUCUACGCAUGCUGGCUCAGAAGGCCCGCGAGGAGCGCGGUGGACCCAGCACUAGCCGGCAUGGUGAUGGUGCUCGUUCUAGAUCUCGCAGUGGCAGCCGUACCCCUGUCUCCGCGUACUCGUCGCGGUCUGGUACGCCGAUCGAGGAGGAAGAGGCGGUUCGGGAGCGCGAGGAACAGCGGCGCGAGCGGCGCCAGGAGGCCGAGCGGCAGCUGCGGCAGUCGCGGAUGGGCACGGAGCGUAAGAUCCAGAUGAUGGCGCGUGAGCAGAACCGUGAUAUCUCGGAGAAGGUGGCACUGGGCAUGGCGAAGCCCACACAGAGCUCAGAGGCAAUGUGGGACUCUCGCCUGUUCAACCAGACGAGCGGGCUUAACGCCGGCUUCAACGAGGACAACCCCUACGACAAGCCGCUGUUUGCUGCGCAGGACGCCAUCAACAGCAUCUACCGCCCGCGCGCCCAGAUGGACGCCGACGACGACGACGGCAACGGCGAGGGCGAGAUGAACAAGAUCGAAAAGACGAAUCGCUUUGAAGAACGUGACGGCCCAGUUCAAUUCGAAAAAGACACCGCCGACCCCUUUGGUAUUGACAGUAUGAUCGCCGACGUGACUGGCGGAUCCGGCCAGAAACGGUAUGGGAUUCAGGAAGUAGAGCGUGAGGAACGAGGGUCGAAGCGGGCAAGAGUGGAGGAGGAGUAG